AUGGUUCAACUAGGGUGCACCAACUUGAUCCUGCUGCUGCAUUUGCAACGGAUAAGCAACACGCUGGCAUUGCCGGGAAACCGUCCGAGCGUCGAUUUGCGAGUGCUGGGAGUUGAUGAUGAUGAGCAAAAUCAAUUCAUAGUACCAGAUUUUUAUGAGGAUGUGGAGCCAGUGCAGGUCGGCCAAGGUCUGCCGAAUGACGCCCUAGUCUAUGUCGUGUCCUGGCUUGAUCCCGAGGUGGUCGAGGCCGACGGCAUCCCGCUGGAACAGCAGCUUCCCAAGUACAACUCCAACACCCUGACCUCGGACGAUGACGACGAGGAGGAGGAGGAGGAGCCGCCAACCGUCAGGAACUAUGGCUACACAGACAUGCCGACCGCAGUCCGGUCUAAUCUUCAACUGCUGGCACAUGGACUCAGCCUGAGGGUGUUCGUCUUUGGUCAGGCGCCAAGUUCGCAGGGAUACCACCCUAGAAACCUGAUAUGCAUGUCUGAACCAUUAGAAAACCUUAGACUACCUCAAAUCUACGGGAGAAAUUACUGGGACAGGGAUCAGUGGGUUAAUUACGGCAACGACGUCCAGUUUUCAGGGGGCAGAUCUCGAUGUAACCCAGGACCUAGCGGCGACAAGCAGCGAAAAAUACAGACUGGCUCCAAUGAAGCUACGAAGCACCAAGCAGACAACAACCUUCCGGAGGCGCAAAACCCUGUCCCAGGGCCCAGCAGCAGGCAGCAAGACGCAGGGUCUAGCCGCGACAGAACGCAGACUGCCCCUAAGCCUUUAGUUAAUUGCUCUCCUAAUAAGCUGAAGCGUCCGCGAGACCCUGUCCCAGGUCCUAGUGGCGGCAGGCAGCAGGAAAUACAGGCUGGCUCUAGUAAAGGUGGUAAAUACCAAGCAGACAGCAACAACAACCUCAUAGAAUCGACAUCUCUACCAGGGCCCAGCGGGGAUCAAAGCAACUUCUCAAACAUCUGGGCAGCCGCUGUUGAAAAUUUGUCAGAGCUGUGGGACGAAGCAAAGCUGAAACAACUACUUUUAAAUGGCCUCGAUUGGCUGUCCGCCAACCCUGGCAUACUGGGCGCUAUCAGAGAAGCCGCUCCUGCUUUGCUAGAACUCAUGCGCCGGCUACAAAAGCAGGGAAAGGAUCUUCGUUCCUGCUUCGGUAGCAACCCCGACGGCGGAACACUAAAGGCGCGAAGAGAGCAAGGCAAACAAAGGAACUACUGCGAUACGCUGCCUCCUACGCCGGACGGGCCCCCGCCCAAGUUCGUCUUCUACAGCGGCUUUGAAUGGCCGGCCGAGGCAAAGUCACAAGGGGGUCUUCUCCCGCCGAGUGUUUCGAUAUACGACUCCUUCUCCCGUGACACCCUACAGGCAGUCUGGCCUUUUGUUUCAUUCCUCCUACCCUGGUCGCCGAUGAUCUCGUUGAAAGGUCUUCGAUGGAUCACAUCAACAGUCCUCUACGGCUCCCUCUUCUUGGGAAAGGCAGCCGAGGACGCGGCAACGAAGGCUUCCAACGCAACAGAGGGGUUUUCCGGUGUCGUUUACAUCCUCUCCACCACGGAGAACAUGUUGAUCUCGGGCGAACAUGUCGCCAUCGUAGGAGGUGCGGUGUGGCCGCAGGUCGCGGGCUGGAUCCAGGUCCCGCAUGGCUACAGGUUGCCCGUCAUCGAUGGCAUCCAUGACAAGGCGCAGUUGGGACGGCACCUUGUAAAGGCGUCGCAGGCCGGCUUCAACCCUUUCCAGCCGAACCCUGACUACGACCGCAAGUUCGACGCGUGUACUGCCGGCAGAGGGACCCUUAACUUUAGCGACGCCGAUGCUGUGGUGGAUUUCAUGAACAAAAAUGGGCAGGCUGUGGGCUGGACGGGUGCUUUUCCCCUUUUCAAGCCAGCUGCCAUCGUCACGCCCGCGUCUUCCAAGAAGGACAAGAUGGCCAACGCUGUGACGCCGCCUCACGAGCCAAGCUUUUGGGAAAAGGUCAGUGGCUGGUUUGAGGAACACGAGGUGGCGAUUGCCUUGAUUUCAGCAGCCGUUCUUGUUCUUGUCCCUGUUGUGGGCGAGAUGGUUGGUCCGGCCAUAGCUGCGAUAGCUGCAGACGGCAUAGCCACGGCAGGGGGCGUCGCGGUGGAGGGCGCAGCCACGGGGGGGAGCAUUGAACUUGCAGAACUCGGGUUUGGAGCGGAGGCGGGUGCCGGAGCCGGAGCCGGAGCCGGAGCCGAAGCCGGAGAGACAACUCCUCUUCUCGGCAACAGUCGAGUAUCGAAUAACUGGGGAAGUUGGAAAUCGAUAUGGAAAUCGAAGACGGAAUAA
Molecule: messenger RNA, 2313 nt
Organism: Metarhizium album ARSEF 1941
Lineage: Eukaryota; Fungi; Ascomycota; Sordariomycetes; Hypocreales; Clavicipitaceae
Exons: 5
Coding region: 1-2313 (770 amino acids)
Source: RefSeq, a predicted model, not a curated record